AUUUAUAUUUUUUAAAUUAAAAUAUGGCUUUGUCGCGUGCCAAGCCCGACCAGCUGCCCGCGGAUGCUGUGGUCAUCACAGAGGAUCAAGCUCUGCGUUAUCAGUGGAAAAUCAUAACAGCCUGGGACAAAAAAGGAGACGUCUGGUCACUGCGAUAUGCUCCAGGAAUUUUAAGCGCCAUGGCAGCUGCAACGGGUGCCUAUGUGAAUAAUCAUUAUCGCACACGGUUACGUCUUGGUGGCCAUGGACGUCUCUCCAGCUAUUUGCCCAUCGUUGCUGUGCCGGCGAUCUUCACAAUGCUGAGUCACAAAUUUUUCAUACAGCGCCCCAUCCUGAUAGAUCCUUUAUCCGAGUGCCCGGUGUGCAUCCAAGUUCGUAGUGCCGCUUUCCAAACGGCGUUGGGCGUAGUUUAUCCCACGAUAUUAGCACCAUUUGCUGCAUUUAUGUUUGCAACCAGAUGCUUCACAUAUCGUCUGCCAUCGAUAACGGAGAAUCCCAAGGAGGUGCUAAUGCUAUAUAGGAAAUUUACAAAACCUAUUGUACCUGCUCUAACUACCAUAAUAGCCAUACAGGCUUUUAUCGCAAUGUAUCUGACUGGCGAAGAAGAGAAGCAAAAUUUUAAAUUAAUGCUGCGUAUGAAGGAAAUCGAGCAUCAGGUUGAAGAAGAGAAUAUGCCGCAGCGGUUAGACUAUUAAUUGAAACGCAUUGUGUUGUACUCUAAUUAUGUGUAAAUACAUAUUGAACUUUAGAAUUUUUAACAUUGGCGCCUG
Molecule: messenger RNA, 770 nt
Organism: Drosophila sulfurigaster albostrigata
Lineage: Eukaryota; Metazoa; Arthropoda; Insecta; Diptera; Drosophilidae
Exons: 2
Coding region: 24-695 (223 amino acids)
Biological process (GO): mitochondrial respiratory chain complex I assembly
Cellular component (GO): mitochondrion
Source: RefSeq, a predicted model, not a curated record